Molecule: messenger RNA, 3610 nt
Organism: Sorex araneus (European shrew)
Lineage: Eukaryota; Metazoa; Chordata; Mammalia; Eulipotyphla; Soricidae
Gene: C3H1orf56
Product: chromosome 3 C1orf56 homolog
Exons: 2
Coding region: 1-1026 (341 amino acids)
Biological process (GO): regulation of cell population proliferation
Source: RefSeq, a predicted model, not a curated record
AUGGGCCCCGCCGCCGGCGCGCUGCUCUGGGCCCUGCUGCUGCGUCUGGGCGCCCCGGCGGCGGGGGCCCAAGACCACACGGACAGCUCCACGCUGCGGCCCAGCUCCCGCGGCCCGGCCCGUACCUUCCGCACCGCGCUGUCCCGCAGGACCAGCCUGUCCCACAGGGUGACGGCGGAGGACGAGGAUGACCUCAUGGUGGACGCCGACCGCCAGGCCAGCCCCGCCGCCGCCGAGCUCCUGGCGUCCACUGUGACCGGCCUGGUUCGGACGCUCCCCGGGGAGGACGAGAGCCUGGAGGAGGGCGGCGUCGUGAUCAGCGCCAACGCCAGGAAGGACAAUCUGAAGACGGAGGCGGAGAAGAGCACGGCCAGCACCCCGGGGGGGCCCAGCUCCAGGUUCCCCGCGAACGUGCAGGAGCCCGAGAUCCGGUUGACGUCCGACCUGCGCACGACGAGCUCCAGCACGUCCGGCUCCAGCGCCGCGGUGGACGAGCCGUUCUCGGAGAACACUGAGGGCACCGAGAGCACCCUGACCACCCUGAACCAGUGGACCACCCAUGGCUCCAGCCCGAGCCCCUGGCGCACGCACUCACCCAGCAGCAUGCCGGCCCCCGAGGACCUGCAGCUGAUGCUGCUGCCCUGGGGACCCUGGCAUUGCCACUGCAAGUCGGGCACCAUGAGCCGCUCGCGGGCCGGGAAGCUGCAUGGUUUAUCCGGGCGCCUCCGGGUCGGGGCGCUGAACCAGCUGCGCACGGAGCACAAGCCUUGCACCUACGCGCAGUGUCUGUGUGACCGGCUGCGCGAGGAGUGUCCUUUGGACAACAGUGACUGCUCAGGUGCCAGCUGCACCUCUCCGCCCACCACCAAGUCCACUGCUGCGCCCAGCACCAGAACCCUCUCCACCGCCUGCCCGGAUUCUGCCCUUGAGUUUUGGAAGAGGGUCAGGGCUGGGCUGGAGGAUAUCUGGAACAGCCUUUCCUCCGUGUUCACACAGAUGCAACCAAUAGACAGAAACCGGAAGUAAUGGCCACUUCAGCAAGAGAAGGUGCCGGCAUCCCAGCCUCUCUCCUUUCAAUCCCUGCUCCCACUGGAUAUUCUUAGUACAGAAAAAACAAAACUAGAAAAAUACAUUGAUCUUGUGUCUCUUUAUACUUCACUGAGGAAGAAAGACGUAACUCUCUGAAACCUUAGAGCUAGCAUCUGGCUGGUCCCUUACCCCAGUUCCCUAGAUAAAAUGCUGAUGUUACUCAUGAUCUUCACUUUCAGAGUUGUCAUUAAUCAAUUUGGUUGGGGGAGGGAAGGCUUUUUGGUUUGGGGCCACACCCAGUUCUGCUCAGGGCUUAGUCCUGGCUCUGUGCUCAAGCUCAUUCCUGGCAGGCUCGGGGAACUACAUGGAGUGCUCCAGAUCGGACUGGAUUGGCAGUUGCAAGGCAAGCUCUGGUCCGACAAGCACUUCUGUUGGAGGGUUCUAUUAAUGUGGGGGCCAUACCUGGUGGGGCUACCAUUUCAGCCCUGGCCCAACAAGUACUUUUUUUUUUUUCUUUUUUGGUGAGGUGGAGUCACCCAGUAACGUUCCAGGGUUACUUCUGGGUCUGCAUUCAAGAAUCAUCCCCAGUGACCAUCAGCAGGGGACAAUAUAGGGUGCUGGGGACUAAACCUGGGUGGGUUGCUUCAGAGAAAACGUCCAACCUGUUGUACUAUGGCAUCAGCCCAAACAGUAACUUUUUUUUUUCCAGACAAAAAUCACAGAUAAAAGCCAAGGUUAGAGGCCAAGGCUGAUGGUGGCCUCCCAGCCUUCUCAGGAAGGCAAAUUAUUGUUGACAAAAUCCAUCAGCCACUUUCCGGAAAUUCCCUGCCCCAACCACAUCCAGCCAACACACAGCUAAAUGAUUACUCUGUGACUGUUUUGCUUACAUUUUUAUUUGAAAAAAAAGUAUUUAAAAGUCCAAUAAGUUCUUAAUAUAAAUUAUACCUCUCAUUCCCAUCACUCUGGUGAUGGUGGCACACGCUUAAUAUAUUUGGAGAGAAGUGAAGGCAAGAGCACCGGAGAAAAGGCUGUGUCCAGAGAAGAGACAUCAGAAUAAGGCUGAAGAUCAGGGUGACCUGAGGCCCCAGGAGUGUCGUUCCUUCCCCGCCCGAUCGCCUCAUCUUUCUAGCCUGCUCUGUAACCUCAGGCUUCUUUUUACCCUUUGGGGUUCAGGAGGCUCCAGCCCAGGGGCUCAAAGCCGAGGCCAGAGUGCUACUGAGUGACACCCCAGCACAAGUCUCCAGGCUGGUGAGGUGCUGUCAGCACAGUCAGCCGAACUGGGCCCGAGAGUAAAGGAGACCCUGUCUGACCCAUCAGAAAUAAAACAUGGGGGGAAAAUCAUAGUAAACGCACUCCAAUUGGAAAUAGACUGUAGACAGUGGCACAGUGGAUGGAUGGUGGGAUGGGCACCAGUGCCUUCCCAUCAGACAAGGGUCUCCGCGAUGGAGUCAGCAGGAGCUUGUCUAAUCUGUUCUGCCAGGCAGGGGCCAGAACAAAGGACACCUGAGAAAACCGAAAAAGCCUCUAGACCCCAGCCCUCCUCCACUUUCCCACCAGACUCUUGAGUUGGGCGGGGAAUUGGCCAUGGUUUUGGUCUGCAGACUAAACUCCCUGAGCCUCAGCUGUGUCUGCUUGUAGGACAAGGAUGCAGAGGCGGAGAUGGGGCGGGUCCUUCCCCUGAAGGAUUCUGUGUCAUACCCAUCAGAGACGGGGACCCGGGCGAGCCGAAAGAACUGUUUGGAGAUUGUGUUGGGCUUGUCACCAGGGGCCCAGUUCGUCCAAGGCUGAGGCGCAGGGUGAAUAAGGGGAAGGGUCUGGGACAGGGGUGGGGGUGAAAACCACUUGAACGAUCUUGGCUGUUAGAGUGGUGGUGGGGGAUAGGGAGAAAUGGGGACUCAUAGACAUCUUGCAAUGUCUGGGGACAUUUUGGGUUGACAUUACCAGGAUGGACCAGAGAUACCGCUAAGCAUCCGAAUAUGCACAGGACAGUCCCCAUUGCAAAGAAUUAUCCAGCCUGAAGGUCAGAGGAGCAUAAUCUACAAAUCUUGCACUAGGUCAGAAUUUCUCAACCUUUUUCUGACCAUGUCCCCCUUUCAACAGCUUCCUGCUGGUGGUCCUUUGGUCAGUUGAUUCCCUAAUACAGUUUUCACCUGCGGCCCCCGUGGAAAAUCCUUGGGCCUAGAGGGGGCCAUACGGCUGUCAGCUGAGAAAUAACCAGUGAGAAGAUCUGCUCCCAUGCUCUGAGAAUCUUAGGGUGCCUAAACUCAUAGCUGAGGACUUCAGCCUGUUUUCCUACCAGACUUUUCUGUUCUCCAGGGGUCUGGAAGCCCCUCACACCUCAUCCCCUGGCUUGGCUGUUUGCUGGGCUUCUCUCCAGCUCCCCUCUGUCCUCUCACCUGAGCCAGCAGGGAGGUUGGCAGAAGGCCCACAGGUCCUCAAAAAGGUCAACGGAAUGUCGUUGGGCUGAGAUCCACCUCUGAAUGCUCCCUCAGUGGGAAACGGGUGUUUCUCAUGGGGGUGUUGUGAACAGGAUGGGGGAUGAUUAACAGAAUUCAAAUUAAAUGUUUAAAAAAAAAAAAAA